AUGACGCCACAACGUUUACUCUCGAAUUGUAAUUUGUCACUGGACAAAGCGGGGCCCAUUGGAUCAGAAGCAGAACCAGUAUGGAAGCUCCAAGACCCUGGCUUCGACCAGGGUUACGGGUCGGAACGGUCUCCAGAAGAUGACUACGUGCCACCGAUAGCUCCAGCGAUCUCAUUGGAAGCCUACGAGGCCGAACUUCGGACUGUCUACCCUUUUAUAAAUGAUGAGAACACAUUCACGGUGGUGGUCGAGAAAGAUGGUAGAGGGCUUGGCAUGUCAGUCUGCGGGGGAGGGGGUCUCGUGCGCAUACGCCGACUGUACCCGCCACAACCAGCGUGGCGGACUGGCAUGCUGGCUCCGAGAGACCUGCUGCUGUCGGCCAAUGGAGUACCCUUGGCUGGACUGAGCACUUACGAAGCUCUAGAAGUUCUUCGGACGGCGUCAGCGCGCGUCGAGCUACGAGUGUGCCGGCCGCCGCCGGACGUUCUCGAGAGCGUCACGCCGCCGGACCCGCCGACCCCGCCGGCGCGGACGCCGCACCCGCCGCACUUGCCGCCGCUUGACCCGCUCAACUGCCAUCCAAUGCACGCCAGACUGUCUCAAACGACAAGCAGCGCGACGACCUCGUCGUCCGAAGGCCGGGGCAGACGCGAGGCGAGCCCGGAGCCCGACCGCCGGGACCUACACCUACCGAACCUCGACCGACCGCUUCCAGUAUACGACGUGCAGUAUGGGGAGUUCGACAUAAUAAUGACGAAGGUCAACGGCUCGCUCGGGUUCACCCUUCGGAAGGAGGACCACAGCGCGCUGGGGCACUACGUCAGAGCGCUUGUGAGGGAGCCGGCCCUCAGCGACGGGAGGAUACAGCCGGGAGACAGGAUCGUUGCGGUGAACGACACACCAAUGUCGAACAUGUCCCACGCGGAGGCAGUGGCGUUCUUACGGGCGUGCGGUGCUGAGGUGAGGCUGCGCCUUUACCGGGACCAUGCAGCCACGCCAUUGUCGCCCAUGUCGCCUAAGGAAGAAGUACCAACUGACUCUGACCCACCACUGCUGAAUAGGCCUAAACCUCCUCUACGCCCCGAAGCAGUAUCAAUGCUGUGCGACUUGGCGGCGCGACGGCUGACGCCCGACGUGGACGGCUCGCGGUCCCCCUGCCUCUCGCCCCGCAAGUUCAGGAAACUGACCAAGGAUAACAACCACUACGAACAGCCGAACGAUGUUCCGUGCGCCAACAUAUCGGUUGAGCCCACGGAACGUCCCAAAAGCACCGCUGAGACGAGGCCACCGCAGCGAGCACACACUGUGACACUCGCCAGCCCCACUGCCCCACCUAGUAGAAAACAAAAGCUAAGCCUGACAGUACCCCCCCACGGCUACGAGCUAAAUAACCUGGAUAACGAUGCGCUGGACGCGCCCAACAUCUACCAGGAGGACAUGAGCCGGCAAAGGUACGCUGAGCCGGCCUUCCCAGUGGACUCUGAUGAGCCGGUGUCGAUGCCGGCAGAGCUGUCCAGCGACGAAGCCAAGUUCAAGCACACAAACCCCGCGUAUCAGAGCGCGGUACUGCACACGACUAGUAGUGACUGUGAAGCCAGCAAAGAAGAUAAUAUUGGUUUGAAGAAAUGGAAAGGAGUCGCGUUGUCCCCAGAUAACGAGCGGAAGAUGAAGGAGUUCCCUCCGCCUCCGAAGCCGAAGGAGUUCCCUCCCCCUCCGAAGAAGGACUAUGACGCCGUCCAGAAGGAAAAUGUGGAACCUCCACCACCGGUAGACGAGACAAGCACGGAACCGACGAUUGUGACAGUCGAACUGAACAGAGGCUGGAACAGUCGGCUGGGGUUCAGCGUACAAAGUCAUCCCGAGUCGGGACAAAGCUACAUCUCAGCGGUGUACAACGACAGUGUAGCGGCGAGAGACGGUCGGCUGCGGCGCGGUGACGUCAUUCUGCAGGUGAACGAUGAGAACGUGACUUCAAUGAAGACACCAGAGGUGAUAGACUUGCUCCGAAUACUGAGGGGAUCUAUCUGCAUCACAGUUCUAAGACCGCCUAACGCACAAUAAAAGCACAAAAGCACCCUAUCUCAUUAGCCACAGAGCUGAAUAUGAAACGAGACUUCACGCUGUAACGGAAGGCCUUUUGAAACAAAAGGCAACUGCGUCGUUGCUCUAGUGAUGUUGUUGGUGCGAUAAUCUAAUUAUCGAUAUUAAGUAAU
Ostrinia furnacalis (Asian corn borer) is the source of this 2213-nucleotide messenger RNA. Its product is annotated as glutamate receptor-interacting protein 1. The transcript has 13 exons. The record is from RefSeq and is a predicted model, not a curated record. NCBI's taxonomy places the organism in Eukaryota, Metazoa, Arthropoda, Insecta, Lepidoptera, Crambidae. Gene Ontology annotation, molecular function: protein binding. The coding region runs from base 1 to 2061 and encodes 686 amino acids.